This is a messenger RNA of Neoarthrinium moseri, 1857 nucleotides long. RefSeq lists its product as uncharacterized. Gene Ontology annotation, molecular function: DNA-binding transcription factor activity, RNA polymerase II-specific; RNA polymerase II transcription regulatory region sequence-specific DNA binding. Gene Ontology annotation, cellular component: nucleus. The transcript is spliced from 3 exons. NCBI's taxonomy places the organism in Eukaryota, Fungi, Ascomycota, Sordariomycetes, Amphisphaeriales, Apiosporaceae. The coding region runs from base 1 to 1857 and encodes 618 amino acids. Gene Ontology annotation, biological process: regulation of transcription by RNA polymerase II. The record is from RefSeq and is a predicted model, not a curated record.
AUGACGACGUCAGGGUUCCCCCCGAGGGAGCCAGGAGGCGCCACUCCGUCUAUAUACAUCGAGUCGUCGAACCACUUCUCGAAUAGACCCCGGCCAUUUGCGUCCGGCUUCUCCCCAGGCUCUAUACCAAUGGGGAUCCCAAAGCGCCCACAGAGGGAGGACGAAAUAGCACCCCCGCCGCUGCCGCCGCCCAGGUUCAUCGGGGAGCCGCCCUCGUUCGCCAACCACAACCGCGACUAUUCUCAGGGCUCGACGUCGAGUUAUGGCAGCUUGGACCAUAGCCCCAAGGCAGAUCGACCUGGGCAUGGCCGAUAUGGCACCAGCAAAACCAUGAGACUGGAUAGGGACGAAGGAUAUCACAGCUUCGAGCCUAGUCUACCGAAACAACCACAAGCAAAGCUCAUGUCCCACGAUCAACUAUACCGACCGACAGGGAACGACUAUGACAGCUCAAUGUUGAAAAGGUUUGAUGCAAAGAGGACGCUUGAAAACCGACCCACUCUCAGUUCUUCGGCAAACGACGUUUUGUCACGAGGGGGCGUAACAGAAAGCCGGCAGCUCCCAUCGCUGUCUUUGCCAAUUCGGUCGACCUCGAAUCUAUUCGUUGAUUCUCCCGGCCACUUGACCGACACGCCCACCCAUUCGGCCAUCUCCCCAAUAAACCCUCCUUUCUACGGUAUGGGCAGCAGCGACUAUCGUUCUCCUAUUGACGCUACGGAUCCCGACAGAUCACCUCCAUUCCGCUCCAAGAGAACAAAUAGCGGCUCCAUGGCGGAUGAUAUCACAGUUUCGACGCAGGGCAGCUACGAUAACAAUGCAGAUGAGAUGGACUUUACCAUGGAGGAUGCUGGAAUGGGUCGGUUGCACCUCGAGGAGGGCUCAAUACGUUCCGAAUAUCAAACAAUUGGUCAGAAGCGCCGGGCUUCAUCGCCUCCCGGAGAUGAGUUGCCGCUGCAAGGCCUGCCUGGCGCCAGCGAGCUGUUGCGCCGCCGCGAGGGUGCCUCCAGAGCUUCACCACAACCAAGGCUCACCAUCCCCCAGAGUUCCUUUUCUUCCAUCUCGUCAAAUGGACGCGGUGGCUCUUAUGCUCCAUCCCUCCCGAUGACAGCUGCCAGUGGCACCAGCAUAGCUUCGUCUUUUGGCCGACGGUCCCCUGGCGGGCUAUCUCCAGGCGGCCUUUCGCCUGUAGAUUCUCCUUUCAAUACGCCAAUCUCACUAACACAGUCUCCACGGUCGUCUGUCAUGCGUACCCCACACCAGCGCCAGGUCAGCGAUUCACGGCCGCUGGCCUCGCCACGGAAAUUGACUGAGCUUCCCAAGGCCAGCAUUUCUCGUAUACAAGGAUUCUACAUGUGUGAAUGCUGCCCAAAGAAGCCCAAGAAGUUCGAGACCGCUGAAGAACUCAAUGCUCACGCAGCUGAGAAACAAUACGAGUGCUCUUUUUGUGGGAACCGUUUCAAAAACAAGAACGAGGCAGAGCGCCACCAAAAUAGUCUGCACGUAAGGCGCCAUAGCUGGUCCUGCUCGGCGCUUCAUGUUGCGGGCUACGACAAAGCAUUCCACGACAGCUCCAAUCGCCCUGGCGAGGCAGACGCCUGCGGUUAUUGUGGAGAAGAAUUCUUGCGCAGCGGUGGUGCUGGCCGCGCUCGUCAUGCUACUGAGCAGGAUUGGGACGACAGAUUACGGCAUCUACAAGAGGUGCACAAGUUCAGGGAGUGCAAUUCCAGCAAGAAGUUCUAUCGUGCAGACCACUUCAGACAACAUCUAAAGCACAGUCAUGCGGGAACAAGCGGGAAAUGGACCAAUAUGCUGGAGACCGCUUGUAUGAUCGAGGAGGAACCGCCGCAGCCACGAUGA